AUUGUAAAGGGCGCAGUUGAGAAGUGUGUUGACUCAGUGAUCGCUGUUAACUUGGACGUGUCACAAUGGCGGAAAACAUGUCUCUGCUGGGUCUUGAAGACGAAUUAACAUGCAGUAUCUGUUUAUGUCUAUUCGAGAACCCGGUGAGUUUAAUCUGUGGACACAGUUUCUGCGCUAACUGUCUCGAAGCGACAUGGAACGACAGGGUAUCAUCUCUGUCCUGUCCUCAGUGUCGAAUGGUGUUCACCAGUAAACCUGAAUUAAAGAAGAACACCGUCCUCAGCGCAGUGCUCGACGCCUAUAGAAUAAAAGCAGGCGUCUCUGAACCAGUCAAGGAACAUUUUGAGGUGAAAAUGAAAGAUCCAGAUGUAAUCAAAUGUGAUAACUGCAUGGAAGCUAAAGCCGUCAAAACUUGUCUGACAUGUAUGGCGUCUUAUUGUGAGGAGCAUGUAAGGCCCCACAGGGAGAAUGCCAUUUUCCGGGCGCAUCAACUGUCUGAUCCGUUGCCAGAUCUGAUGGAGCGUCUCUGUUCAGAUCAUGGCAAACUGAUGGAGUUCUACUGCAAUCAACACCAGAACUCUAUGUGCAGUACCUGUCUGCAGGAAAUGCAUAAAGGCUGUGAGUUUAUCACGGCAGAUGAGCGACGCUUCAAACAAAAGACUGACCUGACUGACAAGCUCAACAUCCUUGAUGUCAAAAUGGACAAGAAUCAGCAGGUUAUUACACAAAUGAAGGAGCAACAAGUCAAAUUAAAGGACCUAGCUACAACCCGCAAACGUUUUCUUGAGACAGAAUACAGGCAGAUUAGAGAAAUGAUUGACCGAGAUGAGAAAGAAGCCAUGCUUACUAUCGAUAAGGAACAGGAAAAAGGUCAGAGCAAACUGGUCACCAUGAUAAAGAAAUUUAAUGAGAACAUCGAGAAGAUGAGUAGGACUAAAUCUGAGAUCAACAUUCUGCUGGACCAGUCGCAGUCACUAGCAUUCAUAAAGGCCUCUGUGGAUUUGCCCUCUGUGGUAAAUUUUGAGCCCCAUAACCCUCGUGUGAAUGUGGAAAGUAAAGAGGUGAUAGCUUAUCAUUCCUCUGCAGUUGCACUGAAGGAGUGGAUCACCAGAUUAAUGGAGCAGCCAUUAGAAAACAGAAUCUCUUUACUUAAACCAGAGUUUGAGAAAUCUGUUCUUGGCGCUGUUAAAGAAAGUCCCAUUCCGAGUGUACCACACAUUAAGGACCCGAUCAGACAGAAUGCUUUUUUUCCAGUGAGAGGUCUAGGAAACCAAUUCCCUGGAAUCCCAAGUGAGAUUCCUCCCCUCUUGCCAAAUCCAAGAGACAUGUGGAUGCAAAAGGCACCAGUUGCGUGGUUUGACCCUUCAGCACUUUUGAUAUCUCCCAGUCCAACCUGUGGUCCCAAAGCCAAGGCUCCAGGAACUAAACAGAAAAAUUUCAGCAAGCCUGCUAAAGAUCAGAAGGAUCGCAAAGACCAGAAGCCAAACAGAUCUAGGAAUCCUUCUAAAGGAGCAAAUCCUGUUUUCUCCAAAAGCAUGGAAAACUUGCUUGACAUCACAGUUAAAACUGUAGACAUACCUGACAUAAAUCCACCUGCUGUUUCACCAGAUGUGCUAAACUCUGUUAAACGAAGUGACCUUCUUAAAUAUGGCACUAUCCUCAAUUUUGACGUCAGAACAGCUCACAAGCGAAUCUUGCUGACUGAAAACAACACCAAAGCCACAGUCUCGGAUGACCCAGCUCAUUAUCCAGAUAUUCCCCUUCGCUUUUCUGUCUGUUCCCAGGUGCUCUGCACAAAGGGUUUCUCUCAGGGCCGUCAUUAUUGGGAGAUCAAAAUGAGCAGUAACAACUUCUGCGGACUGGGACUUGCAUAUGGAAGAAUUGACCGUAAGGGUCCGUCUAGCCGUCUGGGGCGUAAUGCAGACUCCUGGUGUGUGGAGUGGUUUAACGUGAAGCUUUCUGCAUGGCACAACAGCAUCGAGACGGUGCUGCAGAAUCCCAACCCGAGCCGCGUGGGCGUCUUGUUGGACUGUGAUCAGGGAAGUGCAACAUUCUAUAAUGUACAGGACAGGGCCUACCCUUUCCACACAUUUGUCUUUCCUUUUAUUGAGGCUGUAUAUCCUGCUUUCUGGAUCUUCUCAAAUACCUCUUCUGUCACUUUGUGCAAGCUCAACAAUUGAAAGUAUCUAAGUCAAACUGAUAUUUCUUUUGGAACACAAAUUAAGAUAUUUUUAAUAUUCUGUCCACAUUCAGUGAGUCCACACAACCAGAAUAAUUACGUUAUAUUAUAAAUAUCUUCAUUUUUGUUCCACAGAUGAUCAGAAGUCUUUUGAAAUGACAGGAGCAUGAGUAACAUGACAGAAUAUAAAUUUAUCGGGUUUAAUCAAGACAGGUUUGAUUCUAAUGUAGGUGUGUUGCGACUGUACAGAAUGCAUAAAGCAGUCUUAAAGCAGUUUAUAAAUCUAUAAAUGUUUGGUAAUGUCUUUUAAUGUUGACCAAAAAGAAAAAGAUUGAUGUAUCUAUGGAUGAUAUCUAAAGGCACGCUAAUGCAGUCCAGCUGUCACUACAAACCCAGACAGCAUAUGGCCCACAUGGAUCUCACACAGGCCAGAUGUGGGUCAACACUACGGUGCUGUCUGAGAAAUAAACCUCAUAAAAGUGAAUGGGUUUGUAUUGCAUUUGCUAUAAUGACUAGAGUUGUCCUAUUUUAUGGUUACUAACCAAAUAAAAGUAAAUUAAAUA
Molecule: messenger RNA, 2742 nt
Organism: Carassius gibelio (silver crucian carp)
Lineage: Eukaryota; Metazoa; Chordata; Actinopteri; Cypriniformes; Cyprinidae
Gene: trim25
Product: tripartite motif containing 25
Exons: 12
Coding region: 66-2180 (704 amino acids)
Molecular function (GO): protein binding; zinc ion binding
Source: RefSeq, a predicted model, not a curated record